AUGGCAAUGAAAAUUGUAGCAUUGUCUUCCCUGCUGCUAGUGACAUUACUCAUCACCACCUUGCUAACCCAACCAGGAUUAGCCAAUGCGCAGUUGCCACAGACUCCUCCUUCGAUUCCAGGCCUGUUUCCACCAGGAACUCCGCAAGAUGCACUUAAAUGUUGGUCAUCUCUAACCGGCAUUAGUGGAUGUGUUAUGGAAAUAUUUCAAUCUGUUUUCAGCUUGCAAUUAGGCACCAUUGGUGCCGACUGUUGCAAGGCCUUCCUUUCUAUCGAGGAAAGCUGUUUGCCCAAAAUGUUUCCUCUGACUCCUUUCUUCCCUCCUUUGCUCAAGAACUUUUGUGCUCUCCAAGGAGGUCCUGCUCCCCCAGCAAGAAUCUAG
Messenger RNA from Rosa rugosa (rugosa rose), 381 nucleotides. RefSeq lists its product as uncharacterized. Gene Ontology annotation, cellular component: extracellular region; vesicle. Gene Ontology annotation, biological process: regulation of double fertilization forming a zygote and endosperm; regulation of protein localization to cell surface; double fertilization forming a zygote and endosperm. The transcript has a single exon. The record is from RefSeq and is a predicted model, not a curated record. NCBI's taxonomy places the organism in Eukaryota, Viridiplantae, Streptophyta, Magnoliopsida, Rosales, Rosaceae. The coding region runs from base 1 to 381 and encodes 126 amino acids.